AUGGGGGAAAGAUUAGUCGCUAACUCUCUGGGCCAGCACCCUCAAGCCAUGCUCACCUUCGAGAGCGAAAACCACGUCGGUGCCGAAGCCAUUCAGGGAAAGUUAGGCAGCCUGCCUUUCCAAGAAAUCCGCCACGACAAACCCACCGUUCGUGUACAGCCCUCAGUCACUGACGGAUUUGUCCUCGUCAUGAUCACUGGGCAUUUCUCGGCUUCGGGUCUUGACAAACCUUUUGCCUACAGCCAGGCCUUCCAGCUGAAGGUCCCAGACAUCAUUGAUCCGAAUCUCUCACCCGAGCAGAAUGCGGCGAAGUUCCAAAUCUGCAACGACUUCUUCCUGUUGAGCUUCGGAUAA
Molecule: messenger RNA, 354 nt
Organism: Clonostachys rhizophaga
Lineage: Eukaryota; Fungi; Ascomycota; Sordariomycetes; Hypocreales; Bionectriaceae
Source: the annotation of a GenBank genome assembly